GCCGCCCCCUGCCUCUACGUCGGACUGCCUCCUGAGAAGCCGGUGAACAUCUCCUGCUGGUCCAAGAACAUGAAGGACCUGACGUGCACGUGGGCACCGGGCACCGAGGGGGAGACCUUCCUGCACACCAACUACACCCUCAAGUACAAGCUCAGGUGGUACGGCCGCGACAACACGUGCCAGGAGUACCACACGGCCGGGCCCUACUCCUGCCACAUCCCCAAGGACCUGGCGCUCUUCACGCCCUACGAGAUCUGGGUGGAGGCCUCCAACCGCCUGGGGGUGGCCGUGUCCGACGUGGUCAUGCUGGACAUCCUGGACGUGGUGACCACGGACCCGCCGGCCGACGUGCACGUGAGCCGCGUGGGCGACCUGGAGGACCAGCUGAGCGUGCGCUGGAGCUCGCCGCCCGCGCUCAAGGACUUCCUCUUCCAAGCCAAGUACCAGAUCCAGUACCGCGUGGAGGACAGCUCGGAGUGGAAGGUGGUGGACGACGUGGGCAACCAGACGUCCUGCCGCCUGGCCGGCCUGCGCCCGGGCACCGUCUACUUCGUCCAAGUGCGCUGCAACCCCUUCGGCAUCUACGGCUCCAAGCGCGCCGGCAUCUGGAGCGACUGGAGCAACCCCACGGCCGCCUCCAACCCGCGCA
This is a messenger RNA of Tinamus guttatus (white-throated tinamou), 649 nucleotides long. The record is from RefSeq and is a predicted model, not a curated record. Lineage: Eukaryota; Metazoa; Chordata; Aves; Tinamiformes; Tinamidae.